CUGCCUUUUCUUAUCGCAGCUGUACGACAGACUACUCCAGGUCGGCAUUAAGAGUGGCUUGAUGACAUUUUCGUGUAGUCGUAUCUUACUAGUUUCUCUAUGUCUCUUCUCUCGUUUUUUCCUCAAGCUAGUAGAGGAAACGUAAAUGGUCUCUUUCAGCUUAGGUACUCGGUACGGAUUCUCAUCUGUCGUUUCCCCUCUCCUUUGCCCGCCUUUUCACCCUCCUAGUCCGUCGUAACCACUUCUUUGCCCGCCGUCUCCCCCCUCCUUGCAUGUCGUUUUACCUCUCUCUCUUUCUCUCUCUCUCUCUCUCUCUCUCUCUCUCUCUCUCUCUCUCUCUCUCUCUCUCUCUCUCUCUCUCUCUCUCUCUCUCUCUCUCUCUCCCUCUCUGCCUCUCUCUACCUCUCUUUCAACUUCUCUCUCUUCGUCUCUUUCCUUUCACCAUCACAUUUUGUGUUAACUUCCCAUGCCCAUUCGUUCUCGCCCUAGCUGCUUGUUGUUCACUCCUUUCAUAC
Closterium sp. NIES-67 is the source of this 515-nucleotide messenger RNA. Lineage: Eukaryota; Viridiplantae; Streptophyta; Zygnematophyceae; Desmidiales; Closteriaceae. The record is from the annotation of a GenBank genome assembly.